CGGUGCACUAUAUUUUUUAAAAAAAUUAUGAAAAAUUAUAAAUGUAUGGUACUUUUCAUCACGAAUUUGAGGGUUUUUUUUUCCGAAUAAAUCCACCAGUCAUUUCUUAGGGGCAGUAUCAUCCAACUGUUGUCCAAUCAAAUAAGAUUAGAGACGAAAGUGGAUAACUUCUCAGUCUUCUCAUAUGGGUCAAACGGACAGUGAUAGAUGAACAAUGUAGAAGCAGAAGCAGUGAUUUAAAUGUUGAAGCCACCUUCGCACUACUCACGGUUCAAAUUCAAAAACGUUUAUCGCACAAAUGGCAGAAGCAGCAGGAAAGAGAUAUGCGGUUGUUACGGGAGCAAAUAAGGGGAUUGGGUUGGAGAUAUGUAGGCAGUUGGCCUCUAAAGGGAUUGUGGUGGUGUUAACUGCAAGAGAUGAAAAGAGAGGCCUAGAAGCUCUUCAUAAACUGAAAGAGUCUUCUGGUAUUUCUGAAUAUGUGGUUUUUCAUCAGCUUGAUGUAGCAGACCAUGCUAGCGUCUCUGCUCUGGCUGAUUUCGUCAAAACCCAUUUUGGGAAGCUUGAUAUUUUGGUGAACAAUGCUGGGGUUGUUGGAGCCAGUAUUGAUGAAGAUGCUUAUAGAGCAGCGACUAAGGAAGGUGGUCAAAUCAUUUGGAAGGAAUUGUUAAGAAAUGCAAGCUACGAACUGGCUGAAGAAUGCUUGAAUAUAAACUAUUAUGGCUCAAAACGAAUGGUAGAAGCAUUCAUUCCCCUUCUUCAGAUAUCCAAUUCACCAAGGAUUGUCAAUGUCUCUUCAUCCAUGGGAAGGUUGGAGAAUGUACCACAUGAAUGGGCUAAAGGAGUGCUAAGUGAUGCUGAUAAUCUAACAGAAGAAAGAAUUGAUGAGGUGUUGCAUCAAUAUCUGAAAGAUUAUAAAGAAGGUUCUGUUGAAUCGAAAGGCUGGCCGAGUUUUGGUUCUGUCUAUAUACUUUCAAAAGCAGCGAUGAAUGCAUACACAAGGAUUCUGGCCAAGAAGUACCCUACUUUCAGAAUCAAUAGUGUCUGCCCUGGAUUUGUGAAGACAGACAUAAACUACAACACUGGUUUCUUAUCUGUUGAAGAAGGAGCAGAGAAUCCUGUUAGGUUGGCUUUGUUGCCAGAUGAUGGUCCUUCUGGCCUCUUCUUUAAUCAAAAGGAAGAGGUAGCCUUUUAAGCAAAUGGGAUUAAUUCCUUUACUUUUUCAUCUUAGGUUAUGAUUAGGGUUUGAAGUACGUUGUACGUCGAGAUUGUGACUGUUUUUUCUAGCAGCAUAUAUGGUUUGUAAAUUGCAACUCUAUGAUGGUUCAACUGGACAUGUAGUCAGUACUUUUACUGGAACUUAAGAGCUGUCCAUUCUUAUGUAUGUAUAGGCUAAAUAAGUUGAAGUGGAGUGGAUCUCUCUUGCUAGAGAAGUUGUUUCUGCA
Molecule: messenger RNA, 1442 nt
Organism: Tripterygium wilfordii
Lineage: Eukaryota; Viridiplantae; Streptophyta; Magnoliopsida; Celastrales; Celastraceae
Product: (+)-neomenthol dehydrogenase-like
Exons: 5
Coding region: 299-1192 (297 amino acids)
Cellular component (GO): membrane
Molecular function (GO): oxidoreductase activity, acting on the CH-OH group of donors, NAD or NADP as acceptor
Source: RefSeq, a predicted model, not a curated record